Molecule: messenger RNA, 564 nt
Organism: Acanthosepion pharaonis
Lineage: Eukaryota; Metazoa; Mollusca; Cephalopoda; Sepiida; Sepiidae
Source: the annotation of a GenBank genome assembly
AUGAUCGAGACAUUCUCGAUUCCAGCGCCGGACCAUGAAAACGCGUGGACCGGACAUGAGUUCCAUAUCUGCUUUGACCGUUGCGAGCUACGUCUUAAGUUGACCACCUCGGCGCUUCCUCCAACCAGUGGGUGCGUUUGGCGCCACCAGUUUACGGACGAACACAUCACCAGUCCGCCGCAGCACGUGGCCAAACCACCGGAGUCUCCUGUUAAGCAGAGUUUCUUCCAGGCCCAGAAUGUUGCAUCUGGCGCGGAUGAACGAGUUGGGGAUGCGAUAUCUAUCUAUCUAUCUAUCUAUCUAUCUAUCUAUCUAUCUAUCUAUCUAUCUAUAUCUAUAUAUAUAUCUAUAUAUCUAUAUAUAUAUCUGUGUCAGACACGGCUUGAGGUAAUGUGGACAGAACCGAAUUUUCUCUCCUUGUUUCCUAUUUCUUCCACUCUCUCUCUUACCCCCUCUUUACGAUUCUCUAUUUCUCCUUUUUUCUCUCUCAAUCUUCUCUCACUCUUCCCAUCCCUGUCUUCUUGCUCUUUCGAUUUCACUGAUUCUUUUCUUUGUUUCCAAUAA